Molecule: messenger RNA, 1669 nt
Organism: Dermochelys coriacea (leatherback sea turtle)
Lineage: Eukaryota; Metazoa; Chordata; Testudines; Dermochelyidae
Gene: ZFAND1
Product: zinc finger AN1-type containing 1
Biological process (GO): cytoplasmic stress granule disassembly
Cellular component (GO): cytoplasm; cytoplasmic stress granule
Molecular function (GO): zinc ion binding
Source: RefSeq, a predicted model, not a curated record
GCCAGAGGAGCUGGCAUGCGGCGGCGCCGUGGCUCCAUGUUCUGCUCCUGUCGCUGCUGCGGUUCCUGGGAUAGCCCCUGCAGUUCAGAAAUCUCCAGCGCAACAGGAGGAGAACAGAGCCUCCCCCCUAGAUUUCUGCCCUUUGUAUGUGAUGGCUGUUCAGGAGUUUUUUGCCUUCAACAUAGAAGCCGGGAUUCUCAUGGCUGUUCUGAGGUGAAUAUAAGAAGCGAGAGCAUGAAAUCGGACGAACACCGAUCUUACCCAUGCACAUAUAAGGGCUGCAAUGGAAAAGAGCUUUUACCAGUUUUAUCCUACUGCAAGAAACAGUUUUGCUUAAGACACCGUCAUCAGUCAGACCAUGAGUGUGAGAAACUGGAUACCCCUAAACCUCGCAUGGCUGCUACCCAGAAGCUAGUUAAAGAUAUUAUAGAUUCUAAAAAGGAGGAGGCAGUAAGAAGCAAAAGACGGAAAGGAGCAAAAAACCGUGAAACAGCGGCAAAGGUGGCACUAAUAAAACUGAAAAUGCACGCAUGUGGGGAUAAGUCCUUGCCACAGACAGAAAGAAUUUAUUUUCAAGUGUUUUUACCUAAGGGAAGCAAGGAGAAGAGCAAACCCAUGUUCUUUUGCAGUAAGUGGAGUAUUGGCAAAGUAGUAGACUUUGCAGCUUGCUUAGCAGACCUUAAAAAUGACAACAACAAAUCAACAGCCAAGAAAUUAAGGCUGUGUCAUACUGUAUCUGGAGAAGCUUUGCCAUUGGACCAUACAUUGGCUACUUGGCUGUCCAAUCAAGAGUGUCCAUUAUAUAAUGGUGGAAACAUUAUUCUAGAAUACCUUGAUAAUGAAGAUCAGUUUAUAGAAGAUACAAAUUCAUAUUUAGAGUAGCUAAUUGGUGAACUGGAUGGAAACAAAUAUCACCAGAAAAAACACUGAGCUAAAUCCAAGCACAACUUGCAUUUAGAAUGGGUUCAGACUUGAUUCGGCCCUGAGCCACCCAGACACAAUUCCCACCAACUUCAGUGGGAGUUGCAUCUGCAUAACUGAGUAGAAUUGAGCCCUAUCUCUAAAAAUAAAUCUAUAUUUUUAAUGUAGAAUAGUUGUGGUUACUUGAAACAAGAGUUUAACCCAUUUAAUAAAUAUUUGAUGUUGGUCAAUUUGAAAUAUUCAUAAGACAGACAGUGUUCCAGUCACAACUGGCACAGGAUACCUAUGGGCAAGUAAACUAACUCAUCCACCAGCUACCAGAACUAGGGAGUGGUUGAUACUGCUAACAAGAGAAUGUUUUGGUAAGCGGGCAUCACCUCUAUGCUAUGAAUCUUUCCAUUUAUUUUAUUCUAUUGCCAUUAUGCAACCAAAUGAAACUUUUAUUUUAGGUUUUGUAUUUUAAAGUAUUUUUUGUACAUUACAAAGUAUUGAUGAAAACAAUAAAUGAAUUAAUAAUGUAAACCAGCAGAGUGAACAGUUAACUAAGGAGAUAAGCUCUUUAUAUUAUUGGAGGGGAUACCUGGUUUGACCUAGAGCCCUUCUUCAUUCUACAUCUGCCUCUUUUGUGGCUAAACAAAGUGACAGCCCUGUUGAACAAAACAGUUCAGUACCUUUCUAAAGCACGACAGUGAUGUAUUUUUUUUUAUUCUCUAUUUCUUGCUUUUAAGAAUGUACAGGACAGAGUUUG